This is a messenger RNA of Panonychus citri (citrus red mite), 3381 nucleotides long. Its product is annotated as glutamate receptor 1-like. The record is from RefSeq and is a predicted model, not a curated record. The transcript has 11 exons. The coding region runs from base 367 to 3021 and encodes 884 amino acids. Lineage: Eukaryota; Metazoa; Arthropoda; Arachnida; Trombidiformes; Tetranychidae. Gene Ontology annotation, biological process: monoatomic ion transport; modulation of chemical synaptic transmission; synaptic transmission, glutamatergic. Gene Ontology annotation, cellular component: postsynaptic membrane; plasma membrane. Gene Ontology annotation, molecular function: glutamate-gated receptor activity; transmitter-gated monoatomic ion channel activity involved in regulation of postsynaptic membrane potential.
GAGGAAGAUGAUGUUCUAAGGAGAUGAGAUUGCGCUCACAUUAUUAUCUCUCAUUGAUUGUUAACAGUUUAGUUGAUUCAGUUUUCCAUUUUCAUCAACAUCAGAAUCACAACUUAUCUGAAAAUAUAAAGAAAAAUAAAAGUUUCCUCUUAAUUGUUUCAUCGAGUGAUUUUAAUUACCACCGACAGAUUAAUAAGUUUUAAUUGUGUUCCAUUUUGUUGUUGAUUAAUUGAUUCGAUCAACGUUCUAACUGAACAUUAAAUUGUAACAUUUUCGACUCAACUUUUUUUUUUCUUGUGAUUUUCACAAUUAAAACAAUUUCUUAACCAAUAUCAUGUUUAACCAUUGAAAUUAAGCCUUCUAAUUAUGAUUGUUAAUUCAAUUGUAAGGUUAAUUGUUUCACUUUCAACGUUAUUACUUUCCAAUGUUCAUUUAUCAACAACAAUUGGACCUAAAAUCCCAAUCGGGGGAAUUUUCACUCCAGAAUCAAAUGAACUUCAGAGUGCAUUCAAAUACGCGAUAUUUUUGCAUAACAAGAAUGAAUCAUCUCGAUUUCAAAUCGAACCGAUAACCGAUGUGAUCGAUACCAAUGAUCCAUUUAGAUUUACCCGUCAAAUGUGCCUACAAUUGUCUCGAGGUAUUUUCACCCUUGUCACACCCAUAAUUGGACCAUCAUAUGAAACACUCGUCUCAUAUUCAAAUACCUUCCAGAUGCCUUUUAUUCAUCCCGGUUACCCGGAAACAAACAGUUACAAUUAUCCCAAUUUCGGACUCAACAUCCGACCGGAUUACAUCAAGGCCAUUGCCGAAGUGGUUAAACUGUACACAUGGAAAAAUAUAAUCUACAUUUACGAUUCGGACGAAGGUUUGAUUAAAUUACAACACGUUUUCUCACUUUUAUACUCGGAUGGUGAUACAUUACAGUUACGAGCGGUUAAAAAGAUCAACAAUGGAACCGAAGGUCACAAUUUCCUCCGGGCGAUUGAGCAUAAGGAUAAAGAUACCAUGAAAUAUGUGAUAGUCGAGUGCGAUGCUGAGAUAGCCAAGGAAAUGAUAUCGAAACAUGUUCGUGAUAUUUACAUGGGUCGAAGAAAUUUCCAUUACUUUCUGACCAAUCUGAUAAUGGAUCAAUUUACUGGAAUGAAAAUCGAUGAAUUUGGUGCAAUUAAUAUAACAGGAUUUCGAAUUCUUAAUCGUAGUUCAAUUUUUUUCCGAACUUUCAUCUCAUCAUGGAAAACAUUAGAUCCAUUCCAUUGGCCUGGUGCUGGACAUCGAUACAUAUCGGCCGAUGCUGCUCUCAUGUUUGACGGAACCAGAAUAUUAUUGGACACACUCGAGCGAAUACUAAUUGAACAUCCAAACAUUUUCGAUGGAAACUUAAGAGGUAAUGAGGUUUACAAUGGAAAUAGUCCAAAACCGGGAAUCAAUUGCGCUGAAACUUAUCCAACACUCCACUGGGAACACGGCAAGUUAAUCAAACAAUACCUGCGACAGACCAACAUUGAAGGAUUAACGGGUAAAAUUAUAUUUGAUGAAUUGGGAGUUCGUCGAAACUAUUCAAUUGAUAUGAUUCAAACAACGAUGAACAGUGAGAUGACCAAAAUCGCCGAAUGGUCAGAGCAAGUGGGAAUGUCCUCAGUUCCAGCAAAUUAUCAUCGGGUUUACCAGAGUAAUGCUAAUUAUGAGAAUAAAACUUAUAUCGUUACAAGUAUUAUCGAGGAACCUUAUCUCAUGUAUAAGGAAAAAACUGAAGAUGGAGUUGAAUAUGAAGGAAAUGAUAGAUUUGAAGGUUAUUGUAAAGAUUUAGCUGAUUUAAUUGCUGAACAUUUGAAAAUCAAUUAUGUACUUCAAUUGGUUGCUGAUCGUCGAUAUGGUGGAACUGAUAAAAACUCCCCUGUAGGUUGGAAUGGGAUGGUUGGUGAAUUAAUUAAACAGGAAGCUGAUAUUGCGAUUGCACCGUUGACCAUUACUUCAGCUCGAGAACGUGUUAUUGACUUUACGAAGCCUUUCCUAUCCCUUGGAAUCAGUAUUAUGAUUAAGAAACCAGCGAAAAAGAAUCCAAGUAUUUUCUCCUUUAUGAAUCCACUUAGUCAAGAGAUUUGGAUGUGUAUCAUUUUAUCGUAUUUCGGUGUUUCCGUUGUCAUGUUCAUUGUCAGUCGAUUCUCACCAAUGGAAUGUCGAGUUGCCCAUACCCAUGAGGGUCAAACAGUUCUGACCAACGAUUUUACUCUCUACAAUAGCCUUUGGUUUGCACUUGGAGCCAUCAUGCAACAGGGAGUAGAUGUUUGUCCAAGAUCUUAUGCUGGUCGGAUCGUUGGAAGUGUUUGGUGGUUUUUCACUUUAAUUAUCAUUUCCUCUUAUACCGCUAAUUUAGCUGCUUUUUUAACGGUUGAACGUAUGGUUACACCAAUUAACAGUGCUGAUGAUCUUGCCAAACAAACGGAGGUCGAAUAUGGUGUCCUUAAAGAUUCAUCGACGAUGGAAUUUUUCAAGAAAUCAAAGAUUCAGGUUUAUUCUCGUAUGUGGGAAUUUAUGAAUUCUCAUCCUCAUGUUUUCGUUGAUUCAUAUCAACAAGGUAUUCGCCGUGUACGUGAAUCAAAGGGUAAAUAUGCUUUCCUCAUGGAAUCAACUUCAAAUGAUUAUAUUAAUCAGCGACAACCUUGUGACACAAUGAAAGUUGGACGUAAUUUGGAUGCUAAAGGUUUCGGUGUGGCUACACCAUUAGGAUCACCAUUAAGGGUAUCACUUAAUUUAGCUGUUCUCCAUCUAACCGAGAAAGGUGAUUUAACUAGAUUGGAAAAUAAAUGGUGGUAUGAUAGAUCUGAAUGUAAAUCAAGUGAUUCCAAGGAAUCAAGUAAAAGUUCAUUAACACUUUAUAAUGUUGCCGGUUGUUUCUACAUUCUAAUUGCUGGUUUAAUUAUCUCAAUGUUUGUUGCAUUCUGUGAAUAUCUUUGGAGAUCUCGUAAAGAAUCAGAAAGAUUUAAAGUUAGAGAAACUUUAAUUAACAACAAGUUACAUUAACUACUACAUUGACUUUCAUCAGUUGAUUAACGAUUAUCUUGUAAAUCGUUCCGUUAAUCAUUAUCAUCUUAUGACAAGAUAUAUUCAACUGACGACUCAAAUUAGUUGAUUAUCUUAAAUCAUGUUAAUCAAGUGCCAAAUCAUCAGCAUAAUGAUCAACCAAUCAAUUGAUAAACUGUUAAUUGUUCUUUCAACGCCAAAAAAAACAACAAUCAACUUUCAUUAAUUGUUCUCAACGUUUCUCGCAAUGUUGAUAAUCCAUCGUAAAUUUACAAUCAUUAUCAACUGAUUAUCUAAAUUUGUAAAAGAAAAAAAAAUUCCCUAUUCAAUCAUCAUGCACCUAAUUCUGCUCAAAAUAAU